Molecule: messenger RNA, 1054 nt
Organism: Umbelopsis ramanniana AG
Lineage: Eukaryota; Fungi; Mucoromycota; Umbelopsidomycetes; Umbelopsidales; Umbelopsidaceae
Exons: 1
Coding region: 54-866 (270 amino acids)
Source: RefSeq, a predicted model, not a curated record
CUUGCGACUCGUUCCACCAUUUCUUCUUUCCUUAACCUUUCUACACAUCCUAUAUGAAUACCUCACCACAGAGAAUCGUCUUACCACCUAUCAGUACGCUGUUCAACGAUGUUGAUCGACAGGAUAGUCGACCUCCAAAAUUAACCAUUCAAACCUCACCUUCCAUCAUUGUCACUGACCAAGCCAGGCAUUCGGCCUUUCAGCCCCCUAGCCCCCAAUCACCGGUACCAGCUUCUGAUGCGAUUUAUAAAUCUCAAAGCCUUGCACCACCUUAUCCACCUAUGCUGAGCCCAGUUUCCACUCCCGUCUCACCACAGCUAUCUCAAUUCGAAUCCAGCCCAUACCUUUCACCCUUACCUCCUCCUGCCACUCAACGCCUAUCACCCGAUUUCGCUUCCAGUGAUACGCUUCAGAUUCCUCAUUUGCCUUCUCAUAGUCGAUCGUACCCUAACUCACCCGUCGACCGGAUUCCAAUGUCAGACCCGUUUAAGCGACGGGCUUCUGACCAGACCAACAACACCUCAGCCAAUCUGCAGUAUAUGAAGGCUUCGGCUCCCCCUCGACGAAGACGGGGUAGACCUCCAAAUGCAACCGAGCAAAACACUGAGGGACCUUGGACUUUCUUGACCCCCACAGUAUGGGAUGUGGGUGCCGUCGAUGAAAAACGUGAUCAAGAUUACUACACCGUGGAACACAAAGCCGACGACCACACAGUGGGUAUCCUGUGUGACAUGUCGAUGGACAGCCUUCUAUCCACACCAAAGCGAAAGCGGGGACGUAAGCCAAAGCAUGUACUGGAAGGCAAUGGCUGCUUUGUCUGGAAGGAGAUCAAGUCCAAGCGACGAUCGCGCAAACAAUUACAAUAGAGAAAGUCUAUUCCCAAAAUAUGCCCUUGUGGAACCUCAUUACCCACGAAUAUCUUUAUUUCCUUCUCUUCCAAGUGUAUCAUACUUCUCACUUUCACCCUUGUAAAUAAUUUUUUUGUCUUUUUCGCCUUUGUCAUUAUGCAAACCACCCCCCAAUUAAAAACAAUGCUUUAAAACAUCUCCUAAAU